Messenger RNA from Daphnia pulicaria, 1934 nucleotides. RefSeq lists its product as uncharacterized. Bases 210 to 1802 code for a protein of 530 amino acids. The record is from RefSeq and is a predicted model, not a curated record. Gene Ontology annotation, molecular function: glutamate-gated receptor activity. NCBI's taxonomy places the organism in Eukaryota, Metazoa, Arthropoda, Branchiopoda, Diplostraca, Daphniidae. Gene Ontology annotation, cellular component: membrane. The transcript has 8 exons.
CCCUGACAACUCAAGUGUUCUGCAAAGACAUAACCGUACCUUUAAAACAACAUCUUCCUCCAGUGACUGUCAUAACAAAAUUUAUCCUUGGUGUUUUCACAUCCGUUCCCCCACAGAUUUUAUUUCGUUUACUAAAAGCGCCAAGAAACAAGAAAGGUUAGCCCUCGUCACUUGAUACGCUGUCUUUGCAGUAGACUUGUACCAAAAUUAUGAAAAAUAAUCCCAGCAUAAAAGGACUCUGGUUGGCACUUGUCUUGCUUUGUUGGGGUAGUCUCUUCGUUUCCACCGAAUUGACUUUUCUAAAUGGAAAACACCUGACCGUGGGGUCACAGAUUUCAGAUGUCCACGUCUUUUGGAUGAGAAACGUUUCUGGUCAUAAUGUCAAAAUUGGCGGUGUUGCUGGUGAGGCACUUGACGCACUAUCUCUGCGCUACAACUUCACAUACUCGAUUCUACAGGUCAAUGACAGUCGAUUAGAAAAGCAAAGUAAUACUCUACCAGGACUUGCUCAUUACAUGGCGACGGGAAAAUGUGACCUGGUUAUUGGGCCUAUAAUCCUGACCCCUAGUCGUUUAGCCAUCAUGGACUUGGCGGAAGGUUACAUGUAUACUUCCGUCGCCCUUCUUAUUCCCAUGCCGAAACCUACAGACAAUGCGGAGUCUUUAGUCAAGCCUUUUCAGUUAUCGGUCUGGAUCGGAUUAUUGAUUGCGAUGCCCAUAAUUUCUGUCGCCCUUUACUUUUUCAUUCGCCCAUUGCCGCUGCGUAUGUUGACUUCGCCUGCUGGUGAAAAUGUCUUGGUGGAUCCAUCGCAUGAUGGAUGGUUUCGUCGUUCAGUCAAUACUCUGCAGGUUUUAUUUGAGAUUUUCCGAAUUAUCAUGAACCAAGGAGGAAACAUUCCACUGAUGCGAAAUGCAGUUUAUUUCGUUUUCGGGUCAUGGUGUCUGGGGGCAAUGAUUCUCGGAUGUGCAUACAACAGCGUGUUAACAUCUUACAUCCUGGGAUCAAACGCUGAACAGCUUGUGAAUUCUCUCACUGACCUUGCGAGAAAAUCCAACGUUCAUCUUGUUGUCGACAAAGGAAGUGCGGUAGAAAGCGUCCUCUUGGUGAUAAAAUCCUUUUACCCUAAAAUAUCAAUAGGAAUAUCGUGGAUUAAUUUUGAAUAUUAUAAUGUUAUCCACGACACCAAUCAGGCUGCAAAUGACGGACUCUUCAAACAGCUCGGCGACAAAUUGCGAACUCAACCGUUGUCUUAUUGUACCAAAAGGCAAGAUUGUAUUGAUCUUGUGAAAUCAGGAUCCUAUGCUUACCUACAGGGUUUGUUUAUAGUAGCCAACGCCGUCGAAGAAGAUUUCAGGGCUACGGGGAAAUGUAAUCUCGCUAUUGCUAAAGAAACUGAACCGAUCAGCGGUUCAGUAGGUUGGGCUCUAUCAAAGAACAGUCCUUAUAUUAAAAUCUUCUCCAAAGGAUUCAUGGAGUUACACCAAGCUGGGCUAAUCGAUUUUUGGACCCAAAGGGAACUUCAAAAGCGUAAACACAUCACCCACUGUGUAAACGAGGCCAAUAAAGUUCAGAUGCAAAAGGUAUCCGACAGUAAAACAAAAAUAACCUUGAAUAAUUUUUCGGGUGCGUUUUACAUAUUGCUCGUCGGUUACAUAAUUUCUUUCAUCUUCUUCGUUAGCGAAAAUGUUUAUUUAAGGAUCACAAAGUAUAAAAGAGGUCACCCUAGAAUUGCGCCAAACAAAAUAGGGAGGGGGGUUGGUAAUCAAUCAAGUGCCAAUCAAGAGGCGGGAAACGUUCAUUAACCCGGGCCGAUAACAGACAGAUGGUCGGUCAUAGAGAUAGACUAAACGGAAUUAAAAAUUAAUUUGAUUGCUUUGUCAUUCAUGUUCAGAAACCUGAAAAUCAUGGCUGUCAUAUUAUUAAUAAAUUUCUAA